Messenger RNA from Aspergillus aculeatinus CBS 121060, 1624 nucleotides. RefSeq names its product DEAD-box ATP-dependent RNA helicase DBP2. Gene Ontology annotation, biological process: rRNA processing. Gene Ontology annotation, cellular component: nucleus; cytoplasm; ribonucleoprotein complex. The transcript is spliced from 4 exons. Bases 96 to 1499 code for a protein of 467 amino acids. The record is from RefSeq and is a predicted model, not a curated record. Gene Ontology annotation, molecular function: RNA helicase activity; ATP binding; RNA binding. Lineage: Eukaryota; Fungi; Ascomycota; Eurotiomycetes; Eurotiales; Aspergillaceae.
CUUCAGUCGUUUCUCUCUUUCUCACCGUUUCCUUGUUUGGCUUACUCUGCCUUCCAAUUCUAAAAACUUCAACUUCACACAACAAAAACCUCAGCAUGUCUUCCUACAACGGCGGCGGCGGCGGUGGCGGCGGCUACCAGCGUGAUUCUUACCGCUCCCGCGGCGGCGGUGGUGGCUACGGUAAUGGCGGCGGCUACAGCGGUGGUGGUGGUGGCUACGGAGGUGGUGGUGGUGGCUAUGGCGGCGGUGGCUAUGGCGGUGGUGGUUACGGUGGUGGCCGUGGAGGCGCUGGUGGUGGUGACAGAAUGUCCAACCUCGGCGCUGGCUUGAAGAAGCAAGAAUGGGACAUGGACUCCCUUCCCAAGUUCGAGAAGUCCUUCUACAAGGAGCACCCCGAUGUUGCUGCUCGCUCCCAGCGCGAAGUCGACGAGUUCCGCAAGAGCAAGGAGAUGGCUGUCCAGGGCAAGAACGUCCCUCGCCCCGUUGAGACCUUCGACGAGGCUGGCUUCCCUCAGUACGUCCUGAGCGAGGUCAAGGCUCAGGGCUUCGAUCGCCCCACCGCCAUUCAGUCUCAGGGUUGGCCUAUGGCCCUCUCUGGUCGUGAUGUUGUCGGUAUUGCCGAGACUGGUUCCGGAAAGACCCUGACCUAUUGUCUGCCCGCUAUCGUCCACAUCAACGCCCAGCCUCUGCUCGCCCCUGGUGACGGACCCAUUGUCCUCAUCCUUGCCCCCACCCGUGAGUUGGCGGUUCAGAUCCAGGCCGAAAUCUCCAAGUUCGGCAAGUCCUCCCGUAUUCGCAACACCUGUGUCUACGGUGGUGUGCCCAAGGGCCCUCAGAUCCGCGACCUUAGCCGUGGUGUUGAGGUCUGCAUUGCCACUCCCGGUCGUCUGAUUGACAUGCUCGAGGCUGGCCGCACCAACCUUCGUCGUGUCACUUAUCUCGUUCUGGACGAGGCGGAUCGCAUGCUGGACAUGGGUUUCGAGCCUCAGAUCCGCAAGAUCAUCUCUCAGAUUCGCCCUGACCGUCAGACUUGCAUGUGGUCCGCCACUUGGCCCAAGGAGGUCCGUCAGCUUGCAUCUGACUUCCUCAACGACUACAUCCAGGUCAACAUCGGUUCCAUGGACCUCUCUGCCAACCACCGUAUCACUCAGAUCGUCGAGGUUGUUUCCGAGUUUGAGAAGCGUGACCGCAUGAUCAAGCACCUUGAGACGAUCAUGGAGAACCGCGGCAACAAGUGCUUGAUCUUCACUGGUACCAAGCGCAUCGCUGACGAGAUCACCCGCUUCCUCCGCCAGGACGGAUGGCCCGCCCUCUCCAUUCACGGUGACAAGCAACAGCAAGAAAGAGAUUGGGUUUUGAACGAAUUCAAGACGGGCAAGAGCCCAAUCAUGGUGGCUACCGACGUGGCUUCCCGUGGUAUUGGUAUGAUGAUAUUGCAAACUCCCCCCCUCCCCCUCCCCUCCCCUUCCUUUGUCGCCUACAAGGCACCACCCGAUUGAGGUUGUGUGACAAUGGCACGGUGCUCGACUCUCUUCCACCCUAAGUUGGUGUUUAAAUGACUCGUCCAGGCUAUGUCGGGUCUCCUGAAAUGGUUCUCAAGCCAGGAGAACCUUGGACUCACAGU